AUGGAGUCGUAUAGAGGUAGCAGAUCUGUUUCCCGCAUCCCUUCCUCUCCUCCCGUUUCAUCGGAGGACGAGCUCUUCCACCAAGUCUUUGACUGGAACUCCUACUACCAGGACACCCAGGACACUGGCACCUUUCCCUCUGCCUCCGCCGUCAUCCAGUCCAACUGGGGGCUGUCUGACGACUACUACCAGUUGUCCAAGGGGUUUGACGGUGCCGAGUCGUACCCCAUUGAUGGCCAUUCCCUCGAGUCCCUGGAAUCCGACUUUUGGAGGAUGAAUGCCAACCUUCGCGCGUCCGACGACGAGGAGGCCCCGUCCCCGCCGUCCGACUACACCGGUGGCCACUCCCCGCCCGGUCUCGUCCCCGCCGGCAGUACCUCGCCAUCGGAGCACUCUGGCUCGUCCUCGUCGGUGCUCGACGCCGCCGACCAUGAUCACUAUGCCAGGCUUGCGCUGAGUGAGGCCAAGUCGUACGACGAUGAGUGGACUUACCCCCAGGGUGAGCCGUCUCCUAAGCAGCUGCCUGUUGGGUACCCAAGCCACAUCCAGUUGCAUGAUGCAAAGUCGCCAGAGGCUGCCGGUCUCAAGCGUCGUCGUUCCAGUAAUGCGGUUGAGAAGAGGCACCGUCAGCUUCAGGAUCCCAUGCAGACGGCGGAUGUGCGCAAAACUGGUGCAUGUGUGCCCUGUCGUGUCUCCAAGAUUCGUUGUCACGAAAAUGGUGUGUGUCCCACGUGCCGGAAGGCCUUCCCCGAACAUUCCCACCUCGUAUGCACCCGUGUCACUCCCGGUAUGACAUGGCCCGUGAUUGGAAGGAUCCCAGACAUCUGGUCCGAGGACGCUGCCGAGGAAGACAUGAUGUGCAACGGCCCGCGCUUUCACACUGGCAAUCCCAAAAAAAUCCUCCUCUACCUGAGCAAGGACUCCUCCUCCAACCCCCUCAAAGUCACUGUCCAGGCAUACCGCAUGCAGGAAGAUUCCAAUGAGACAGGAGGCCUCCGCCUGGCCGACUUUCCCCGCGAUGAAGUCCCGAGCCACGGGCAGCUGCAGGGGUGGGUCGAGGAAGAGAUCAAGCGCGAGCACAUUACCAAGUUCAGGUAUGCUCUCCAAAGCUUCAUGCUCGCCUACCACCAGGAUGGCGAGGGGCUCCCAAGACACCGCCUCGUGAGCAAUGUACACAGGCUCAACUGCUUCUUCCGCAUCUGGAAGACUGACGCAUUUUGGUGCCGUGACCCGACCAACAAGUUUGUCAGCCUGCCCCUCUCCGUGCAGGCGCGCUUGAGAAACAUUGCCCGACAGGGUGCUCGUUUCAUCGAGCACGAUAUCCUCAGGGAAUUGGACGAGAUUCUCGCACAGCAAGGCGCCAUCAAGUCCGAGGAGCGUCUCGCCGUCUGGGCCAGCUUGUGGCAGCUUAUCCUCAUUUACCGUGAGACACUGGCUACCUUCAAGAAGCACAUGGGCAGACUUGCCAAGGAGUAUGAUGCGUUCGACCCCAUCGCUGCUGAGCACGGUAAACUUUACCGAUGGAUGUUAGACCUGGUCUUUCCUCUCAUGACCACGUUCUACCACUAUCAGUUCCGCACCAAGAAGAGCCUUGAAGUGUCUCUCGAUUGGCUUUCCUCUUCCAAGUACCCCAGCAAGGCGUGCAAGAGCAAGACUCUUCAUUCGACUAGCAAGCACCUGUUUGAGUCCCGCAAGGAGUUUUACUCCCGUGUUCAGGGAUCUUCCAAUGAGAUUGACAAGUUGUUGGCCUCUCUCGUUGUCAACCAUGAGCUUAAGAAGCUCAAUGCCCGUCGCCGAAACCCCAAGUCCAGCAAGUCCAAGGGCUCACGACAUGAUGACGAAUGUGAUGAUGAUGAUGAUGAAUAG
Molecule: messenger RNA, 1866 nt
Organism: Cordyceps militaris CM01
Lineage: Eukaryota; Fungi; Ascomycota; Sordariomycetes; Hypocreales; Cordycipitaceae
Exons: 5
Coding region: 1-1866 (621 amino acids)
Biological process (GO): regulation of DNA-templated transcription
Molecular function (GO): DNA-binding transcription factor activity, RNA polymerase II-specific; zinc ion binding
Source: RefSeq, a predicted model, not a curated record